Molecule: messenger RNA, 7342 nt
Organism: Cyclopterus lumpus (lumpfish)
Lineage: Eukaryota; Metazoa; Chordata; Actinopteri; Perciformes; Cyclopteridae
Gene: eif4g1a
Product: eukaryotic translation initiation factor 4 gamma, 1a
Exons: 30
Coding region: 491-6079 (1862 amino acids)
Cellular component (GO): eukaryotic translation initiation factor 4F complex
Molecular function (GO): protein binding; mRNA binding; translation initiation factor activity
Source: RefSeq, a predicted model, not a curated record
ACCCAUGCGACUUUGAGGCGCACCGGCUCCAUACAGCAGAAACAUCGCAUUAUGGCCUCGCGCUGAGCCUCCUGAUGCGACAGUUGUGUACAUACUUUACCGGCAAUCCGUCACCAUCGACGCCUUGAUCAUGGACCUCCGGUCCAGAGGCUUUUUUCGGGGCCAUCGGAGUUGUCAUUAGUACUCCCGAAGUAUUAUAUUAUUUGAUUUUGAGCACUGUCACUUUUGCACGCCCGGGGAUUUAAACCGAAGUGACAGUAGUAGCACUCACCCCAUCUGCCGGUCAGCUAGGUAGCUCGCUAAGUCAAUAGCCAAGAAGGGCAUCACUUUUCUUUUGGAGUAAAGGACAAGGAAACUACAACACAACUACGUCCAGUAACAGCAGACUGACCAGAGGCCGACUCCCCGAGUUCCCAACAUACUGAGUAUUGAUUCCUGAAAGGCUGGCAACACAAGGCCACCCUAAUGCAGAACCAUAAAAGAACGUGAAAUGAACAAACCACCACAGCCUAUAACGGGACCCACGUCUGUCCCAAACCCUUCCCCAUCCCCUGGAUUGACACAGGCCGCCUAUGGUCCUGGACAGCCCCCCUCCCUGGUUUUUGCCACCCCUCCACCUUCACAAAUGAACUCUGCACCACAGCCAAGACAGAGUUACUAUCAGAACCGACCAGCCAUGGCUGCCAGUGCUCCAAGGCUACAGACGAGUAGUGGCCCUCGACCUGUCGGACCUACUCAUGUCUACCCACCCACCUCCCAGAUGAUGAUGAUAUCCCAGCAGCAGCUCUCUUUUGCUGGCUCCCCUCAGGGCUACUUCAUCCCCCCUGGACAGUACCGGACCCCAUAUAUGCCUCCGACUCAGCAGUAUCCUGUGACCAGCGGUACAGCAGGCUUCUAUCCGGGAACUAGCCCUGCUGAAUACCCUGCGUAUGCAGGAGCAUACUAUCCAGCUCAGCCGCAGUACUCUCCGUCUGUCCAGGCGGCACCAGUCAUGAUCAGCCCUGCCCAGCAGCAGCAGCAACAGCAGCAGCAACAGCAACAGCAGCAGCAACAACAACAGCAGCAGCAGCAACAACAACAGCAGCAGCAGCAACAACAACAACAACAACAGCAGCAACAACAGCAGCAGCAACAACAGCAGCAGCAGCAGCAGCAGCAACAACAACAACAGCAGCAGCAGCAGCAGCAACAACAGCAGCAGCAGCAGCAGCAACAACAGCAGCAAGCCCCUCCUCCUCAGCAACCACCGGCGCAGUCACAAGGGCCACCAAAGAGGGAACGCAAACCGAUAAGGAUACGAGACCCCAACCAGGGAGGGCGUGAUAUCACAGAGGAGAUCAUGUCAGGUGGAAGAUCCACCACCACACCGACUCCCCCACAGGCCACAGCAGAUGUAAGUCUUGCACAGACCAAUGGUGAAGUUACACAGCCUGCCACUACAGUGACUAGAAGAGAUGAAAACACUGAGCCCCCUGCUAGUGCUGAAACCCCACCACCUCCCGCCACAGCGAAUACAGAGCCUGUGGAGGAGGCCAAACGGGAAACCGACAACCAGAUCACACCGCCUGCUGAGUUAGCCGCACAAUCUGUAGCCGCUACAGCAGCUGCUGAGGUGCCAUCUCCUUUGAUAAAGGACCUGCAGUCUCCCUCUCCCCCCCCUGCAGCAGCAUCUACUACUACUCCUGCUGAGGCAGAAAAUACAGUUGAUACUAAAGUUGGUGACACGGUAGACGCUCCAGUCGGCCCCUCAACAUCAUUAGCAGCACAAGAGGCGCCUGUCAAAAUGGAAGAACCACAGGCUGCCUCAGCCCCAGCUCCAACCCCAGUUCCAGCUCUAGCUGUAGCUCCAGUUCCAACCCCAGCUCCAGCUCUAGCUGUAGCUCCAGUUCCAACCCCAGCUCCAGCUCUAGCUGUAGCUCCAGUUCCAACCCCAGUUCCAGCUCUAGCUGUAGCUCCAGUUCUAGCUCCAGCCCCAGUUAUAGCUCCAGCUCCAGUUAUAGCUCCAGUUAUAGCUCCAGCCCCAGUUAUAGCUCCAGCUCCAGCUCCAGUUCUAGCUCCAGCUCCAGUUCCAGUUAUAGCUCCAGCUCCAGUUCCAGUUCUAGCUCCAGCCCCAGUUCUAGCCCCAGCUCUAGCUGAGAAGGCACCCGAAAAGAAAACGGAGGAAGUGAAGAAAUUGGAAAAAGAGGACCAGGUGGCCAGCGCUGAGUUGGAGGUUGCGCCAACAGUUCCUCCUAAUAAUGAGACGAAAGCAGAAACGGCUACAAAGACAGAAACUGAAGUCUCUGCUCCACAGGCCCCGAACGCCGCCCCAAGCUCUGAACCUGAACCUGAAACCACACCGGCUGAGGUGGCAGAGCCUCUCCUCUCCAACGGCCUUCCUCAGGACACAGAAGAACUGUCUGAGGAUGUGGCAUUUUUAGACACUACUCCCCUUGACAAUCCUGAUGCUUCUCAAUCUCAGGAAUCCCCACCUGUGGCUAAAAUGUCAAUGCCUGCCCAGGAGGAGGAGGAAGAAGAGGAAGAGGUGGAGAAGAAAGAGGAGGAGACAAAGGAGAAAAAUGAGGAUGCCCCUCCUGCUUCUGUUAGCUGCCCUAUAGAGGAGUCUACUAUGCAAGCUGCAACGUCUGUGCCAAAGAAGAGGAAAAACAUGAAGGAGAUCAACAAGAAGGAGGCCAUUGGAGACCUCCUGGAUGCCUUCACAGAGGAGCACGAAGCCAAGCCUGCCCCUGAACCCUCGUCCGCUAAGGCCGACCCCAUCCCUGUCACCCCACCUGCACCUCCCACUGAAGUUCCAGAUGAGACCUGGGAGGAGAAAGAGGACAAGCAGAACUCGGUACCUAAAGCCACAACUGGGCCAACCGACAAGAAAUACCAGUACAAAGAAGAGAAAUGGAAGCCGAUCGACUCAGAAGACAAGAAGCGGUACGACAGGGAGUUCCUCCUGGGCUUCCAGUUCAACAGUGCCAGUAUGCACAAACCUGAUGGUCUGCCGAUGAUCAGCGAUGUGGUCCUGGACCAGGCGAACAAGACUCCAAUGCGGCUCCCUGACCCAGCUCGAAUAAUGAAUGUUGGUCCUGAUUUUACUCCCUCGUAUUUGGGGAACCUUGGGAGCAGAUCGGUGGGAGGACCAAGAGGCCCGCCGCCUGGCCCACGUCGCUCCCAGCAGGGCCAGAGGAAAGAGCCCAGGAAAAUCAUCCUCAGCAGCAUGUCCCUCGGCGACGACGUGCAGCUCAACAAGGCUGAGAAGGCCUGGAAGCCCACAGGGAAGAAGUCCACUCGAGGCCGCGGCGUGGAGGAACCCGAACCCGAAGACGAUGAUCCCGAACAGGCCAAGACUAAAGAGCUGUUCAAGCGUCUGCGCAGUAUCCUCAACAAGCUAACCCCUCAGAAGUUCCAGGAGCUGAUGAAACAAGUGACAGAUCUGACGAUAGACACAGAGGAGAGGCUGAAGGGAGCCAUUGACCUUAUCUUUGAGAAGGCCAUCUCAGAGCCCAACUUCUCUGUGGCCUACGCCAACAUGUGCCGCUGCCUUAUGGGGUUGAAAGUCCCCACCUCAGACAAGCCAGGAGUUUUUGUGAACUUCCGCAAACUGCUGCUCAACCGCUGCCAGAAAGAGUUUGAGAAGGACCAGGAUGAUGAUGAAAUCUUUGAGAGAAAGCAAAAGGAAUUGGAGGCUGCCAAAGAAGGAGAGGAGCGUGAGCGCUUGAGGGUGGAGCUGCAGAGCUCCAGAGACCAGGCCCGCCGUCGCUCUCUGGGUAAUAUAAAGUUCAUUGGGGAGCUCUUCAAGCUGAAGAUGCUGACGGAGGCCAUCAUGCACGACUGUGUAGUGAAACUACUGAAGAAUCAUGAUGAGGAGUCUCUGGAGUGUCUCUGCAGGCUGCUCUCCACUAUUGGCAAAGACCUGGACUUUGAGAAGGCCAAGCCUCGUAUGGAUCAGUAUUUCAACCAGAUGGACAAGAUCAUCAAUGAGAAAAAGACCUCAUCUAGAAUCCGCUUCAUGCUUCAAGACGUCAUAGACCUAAGAAGGUGUACCUGGGUGCCUCGUAGAGGAGAGCAGGGCCCUAAAACAAUCGACCAGAUCCACAAGGAGGCAGAGAUGGAGGAGCACAGGGAACACAUCAAAGUCCAGCAGCAGCUUAUGUCCAAGAAAGAGGGAGGUGGAGGUGGAGGAGGAGGUGGCGGUAGGAUGGGAGGGAACAUGGGGGGCCGUGGCUCUCACACACCUGGAGGUGGCCGGAAUAGCCAGCCUCAGGAUGAGGGAUGGAACACGGUGCCCAUAUCCACCAAGAACAGACCUAUCGACGCCACCCGCCUCAGCAAGAUCACAAAGCCUGGUUCUCUGGACUUCAACAAUCAACUGUUGGCUCCAGGGGGGAAAGGCAUGUGGGGUAGCUGGGGCAAAGGCAGCAGUGGAGGAACUGGAGCAAAACCAGCAAGUGGAGAGCUGGACUCUGGUCGUCCAGCUACCAGCACCGUCAAUCGCUUCUCAGCCCUGCAACAGUCCGGUUCGGCGUCGGCUUCAACUGACUCUGAUCGCAGAGCUCCUCAGAGCUCCAGCCGUGAGCGUGGCAGCGAGAGAGAAAAGGCCGAUCGGGAUCGAUUCGAUCGCAGCGAGGGACGUGAAGGUCGUGACGGCAGGAGCACCCAAAACCAAAUCACCAAGAGAAGCUUCAGCAGAGAGUCUCAGGAGCGCGGCGGGAGGGCCAGCGACCUCCGGGCCUCUACUGAGCCUGUGCGUCGCGUGGCCAGCAUGACCGACAAUCGGGACCGGGGAAGCCGCGACCGGGGAAGCCGCGACCGAGGAAGCCGCGACCGGGGGAGCCGCGCUUCAAGCCGCGCUUCAAGUCGCGCUUCAAGCCGUGUUUCAAGCCGCGUUUCAAGCCGGGACAGAGGAAGCCAGGACCGGGCUCCAAGCAAAGAGCUCCCAGUUAAGCGUGAGAGUGCUCCAACUCCCCCACCUUCUCUUCCAAAACCUGCCUUGAGUGAAGAGGAGCUGGAGAAGAAGUCAAACGCCAUCAUUGAGGAAUACCUUCACAUUAAUGACAUCAAGGAGGCGUUGCAGUGUGUGACAGAACUCAACAGCGCCUCACAGCUUUACGUGUUUGUGCGGAACGGCGUGGAGUCGACGCUUGAGCGCAGCACCAUUGCUAGAGAGCGCGCGGGCACGUUGAUGCACCACCUUCUCAAUGCUGGGGUGUUGCCCUCAGAGCAAUACUACAAAGGGCUAGAAGAGACCCUGGAGGCUGCAGAAGACACGGCCAUAGAUAUACCUCACAUCUGGCUCUACCUGGCUGAACUCAUCACCCCCAUGCUCCAUGAGGGAGGCAUCCCUAUGGGACAGAUCUUCAGGGAGAUCUCCAAGCCUCUCGUGCCUCUGGGGCAGGCGGGCGUGCUGCUGGUGCAGAUCCUCAAGUUGCUCUGCAAAGAAAUGACCCCGAAAAAGGUCGGGGCAAUGUGGACCGAGGGAGGGCUGAAUUGGAGUGAUUUCCUGCCCGAGGAUGAAGACGUCAACAUGUUUGUCUCUGAGCAGAAAGUAGAGUUCACCACAGGAGAUGAGUUGGAGUCGAAGGAAGUUGAUGAGAAGAAGGUUCUCUCUGGGGAGGAGCUCAGCCAACAGCUGGACAGACUCAUCCAGGACGCGGCCAACAACCAGCGCAUCAGAGACUGGGCUGAGGCUAACUUGGACGAGCAGCAAACCGCUUCCAACCAGUUCUUACGAGCACUGAUGACGUCGGUGUGUCAGUCGGCAAUCAUAUGUGACACCCCGUACAAGGUGGAUACGCCGCAGAUCAAGCAGAGGGCCAGUCUGCUUCAGAGGUACCUGUCUGAUGAGCAGAAAGAGCUGCAGGCCCUCUACGCCCUCCAGGCGCUGAUGGUGCACAUGGAGCAGCCAGCGAACCUGCUGCGGAUGUUCUUCGACGCCUUGUACGACGAGGACGUUAUCAAAGAGGAGGCCUUCUACAAAUGGGAAACCAGCAAGGACCCUGCGGAGCAAACGGGCAAAGGUGUGGCCUUGAAAUCAGUCACCGCCUUCUUCACCUGGCUCCGCGAGGCCGAGGAGGAGUCCGACAAGGAAUAAAAGACUGAACUGAAAGCUGCCGCCCCCCCUUUUGCGAGGUGGGGGCUCUGCAGGCAGCUGCAGAGAGUCGUGGACAAUAUUGCCAGAGAGGCAGACUCAAAUCAAUCCUCAAUGAGGAUAAAUCUUUAUUGUUUUUUUUUUCCUUUUCUUUGGGGGAUGGACUCAGAAAACAAUCAUUUCUCUCUCCCUUCCCUCUCUUGCUUCCUCAUUAUUUCCCCACCCACUUGUCACAGCAAGUGUCCUCAUCAAAUAAACUUGAAAACUGAUGCAGCAGGAUUGCUUGUUAACGAGGUGUGAAGUAUCCCACAUCACUACAAAACUCUUUUCCCCACAAUAAUACAAACCAACAGGCUGCUUUUUUAUGGUUCUAGAUAAUUAUAAAUGCCUGACAUCCUAUCUGAUCUGCAGGCGUGAAGCCACAGGGCUCGUGGUGUCGUGGGUUCCCUGAUACGUGUGUAUCGUCAUGCCAUAAUGUGUGUUCAAUCCAAACUCAGCUCUUAUGUCUUUGUCCCUUACUGGAGUGUGCAGCAUGACUGAAGUGUGUUUCUAUUAAUGAUACAGUGGACGAAACGUCGAUAGAAAAAAUGUACAUGAACUAAUCUUAAUCUUAAUUUGAUGGAUGGGGUUUUUAAAGCAAAGGUUGUCUAUUUUCUCUUCCUGUUUCCCCAUCAUGAAUUUACAGGGGGCAGAAGCGUGGAGGAUUGGUGUUGACCUUUGACCUUGGCUGCGUCUUGAUGCUUCCUCUAAGCCAUCCUCUCCCAUCCCCAGUAGUGAACCACACUGAGUGACCCUUCAUCUUUACCUCUUCUAUACUUAAACCUGAGCUGUCGUAGAGGACACUUAAUGACCCAAUCACCGGUAAAACUUGAAAUCUACAGAAAAUUGACUUGAUAAAAAUAUAUAAAGAAAAAAAAAAAAACACAAAAAAACCACAGAAAUGAUCCGAAAGCCUUUUCUACUUUAAGUGGAAACUUAUUUCAGGAGCGUUCUGUAAAUAUAUAAUAAUUCAAAAAAACUUUUUUUUCAGUUUUAUUUUUCAGAAACGAUAAAUUGCUGAUGUAAUUGCAGUGUAUACUUUUCCAACAGAAACAGCAGUUGUCCAGAUGCAGAGAGGUGCUUUAGAUAAUCCAUUGAUUAUUAGUUGUGGAAUUUUGUAAAUAUUUUUUUUUGCUUUCUUUAUUUAAGAAAUUAUUGCUUCUUUUGCAUCGGAAACUGGAAAGAUUAGGUAAUGGAGCAUUGCAAAUAAAGGACUUAAGUUGCUGA